UUAAAUAUUUAAGAUAAUAAUAAAAUUAAUUAGAACUUUCAAAAAAUUUAGGAAAGGAAAUAAACACAUUUAUUUAUUAAAUAAAGGAUACUUCAACCAACUAACAACUAGCCAAAAGCAAAACAUUUUUAAUAAAAAAGCUAUUAUAUCAAUCUACAAAACUUAAAAAUGGGUCGUAAGAAAAGAGAUUUAUCACAUUUAUUGCCAUUCUGCUAUUAUUGCGAUAAAACAUUUGAGAAUGAAAUUAUUUUGCAUCAACAUUAAAAAGCCAGACAUUUCACAUGUGAAAAAUGUUAAAAAAAAUUUAGUACAGCAGAUCUGAUUAAGAGUCAUUUGCAUUAAUCUCAUAAUGAAAACUUAUAAAAAGUGCCUAACUCCCUCUCAGAUAGAUCUAGUAUAGAAUUGAAAAUAUUUGGAAUGUAAGGAGUUCCAAGACCUUUUAUAGAAGAGAGACAAAAAUCUAAAGCUAAAGAAUAUUGGGAUAAGAUUAUUAGUGAAAAGAACUAAAAAUUAAAGAAGGAGUAAAAGCUUAAAGAAAAGGAGCAAAAGAAAAAGCAAAAAGCCUAAAAGUAAACAGUAGAAGUAGAAGAAAAGGUACAAGAAUAAGAGAAAAAAGCAGAAGAAAAUUUCGACAUGACUGGAUUCUCUUUUGGUUUUGGAUUAGAUCUCAAUGCUGGAUAAGAAAAUAAGAAGGAUAACUUCAAGCCUAGCAAUAUCUUUGGUUUUGAGUGA
This is a messenger RNA of Tetrahymena thermophila SB210, 732 nucleotides long. Its product is annotated as C2H2-type zinc-finger protein. The record is from RefSeq and is a predicted model, not a curated record. NCBI's taxonomy places the organism in Eukaryota, Ciliophora, Oligohymenophorea, Hymenostomatida, Tetrahymenidae. The transcript is spliced from 4 exons.